Molecule: messenger RNA, 607 nt
Organism: Apaloderma vittatum (bar-tailed trogon)
Lineage: Eukaryota; Metazoa; Chordata; Aves; Trogoniformes; Trogonidae
Product: zinc finger protein 436-like
Exons: 2
Biological process (GO): regulation of transcription by RNA polymerase II
Molecular function (GO): DNA-binding transcription factor activity, RNA polymerase II-specific; RNA polymerase II cis-regulatory region sequence-specific DNA binding
Source: RefSeq, a predicted model, not a curated record
GGGAAGAGCUUCAUCUCGAGCUCAGAGUUCAUCAAGCACCAUCGCAUCCACACGGGAGAGAAGUCCUUCACAUGCCUGGAGUGUGGGAAGAGCUUCAUCUCGAGCUCAGACCUCAUCAAGCACCAACGCAUCCACACAGGGGAGAAACCCUUCAAGUGCCUGGAGUGUGGGAAGAGCUUCAUCUCAAGCUCACACUGCAUCAGGCACCAACGCAUCCACACAGGAGAGAAGCCCUUCAAGUGUCUGGAGUGUGGGAAGAGGUUCAACAGGCACUCACACCUCAUCAGGCACCAACGCAUCCACACAGGAGAAAAGUCUUUCAAGUGCCUGGAGUGCAGGAAGAGCUUUGUAACAAGCACACACCUCCUGCGGCACAGGUUGAUGCACACCAAGGAGAAGCCCACACGCCUCCUGCGGCACAGGUUGACGCACACCAAGGAGAAGCCCUUACGCUGCACCACGUGUGGGAAACGCUUUGUGACACAUUCUUGCCUAAUCAACCACCAAUGCCUUCACACAGGAGAGAAGCCUAUUUUCUGCCCCCACUGCAAGAAAAACUUCAGCCAAAAGUGUCACCUCUCGAGGCAUCAGCGAGACUUACGCAAAG